AUGAUAAUACAAAUGUUUGUAGUAAUCGGAUUUUUUUCUUUGUCUCAAUCAAAAUACAGUUUUAUGCCAAAUUUGCCUGUGGGAGAAUAUCGUGUGGUGUUUGAAAAAUUGUAUCCUUGUGAACCAACAAAAAACUAUUCAAUUCAAUUGAAUAUUUAUUUUAGUAAAAAGACUUCAAGUUUAACAGAGAUGAAAGGGAAUAUAACAUCUUUAAUAGAUCUUGACGAUACACUUACACUUGAUAUAAACGUUGCGUCUUGGGGUUCAAUUGGUGGUUGGAAACCAAAUUCUAUGGUUUACAUAACGAAAAAGGCAUGUAGUGCUUUUAAAAAUGUCGGAGGAAAUGCAUGGUUUUCAUUUCUUAAAGGAUUCAACAUUCCGACCAACAACUGUCCUCUGCCAGCGGGCACUUAUAGUUCAUCAGGGAUUGACUCGAAGAAAUUUGAAGAUCAUAACUUUCCUAAAGUUUAUUUUUACGGAAAAUACAAAAUGGUGUAUAAUGUUAAAAAUACAAAAAAUAUGGUCGUUUUCUGUGAAGUGGUAGAGUAUACUCUUAUACGACCAUGGGAAGUAGCGAUUUGA
This is a messenger RNA of Diuraphis noxia (Russian wheat aphid), 582 nucleotides long. RefSeq lists its product as uncharacterized. Lineage: Eukaryota; Metazoa; Arthropoda; Insecta; Hemiptera; Aphididae. The record is from RefSeq and is a predicted model, not a curated record.